Molecule: messenger RNA, 2435 nt
Organism: Gadus morhua (Atlantic cod)
Lineage: Eukaryota; Metazoa; Chordata; Actinopteri; Gadiformes; Gadidae
Product: arf-GAP with dual PH domain-containing protein 1
Exons: 11
Coding region: 299-1429 (376 amino acids)
Biological process (GO): positive regulation of GTPase activity
Cellular component (GO): cytoplasm; plasma membrane; intracellular membrane-bounded organelle
Molecular function (GO): phosphatidylinositol bisphosphate binding; GTPase activator activity; phosphatidylinositol-3,4,5-trisphosphate binding
Source: RefSeq, a predicted model, not a curated record
CGAACUUUUACAGCAGAAGAAAAUAGGAAGUGAGGAGGAGGCGAAGAGAAGAGCGCUCAGGAGUCAGAUGCGGUAAGCAGGACUCGUCACCGAGCGACCAGUGAGCGGAGGGAGGACACAGAGAAAAGGGUGUUUCUCCGCUCUGCCCAGUGACACCGGGAGCAUUGUGCAUGUUUGAGACCGAGGACAGCCGUCGAGGAACCUGCAGGCAGCUGGGGCGGAGGUGUUGCUACCGCCGCUGGAUGUCCUUCUUCAACCCGUCCACCGAGCGGCUGAGGCGGACAUCAAUUAAGUGAACAUGGCCACAGAACCGGAGGGGAGCAACCGGCUCUUGCAAGACGUGCUGGCGAGACCUGGCAACGAUGCGUGUGCGGACUGCGGCAAUCCAGAGCCGGACUGGGCCUCCCUGACGCUGGGCGUCUUUGUGUGCCAGGCCUGCUCCCUGCUGCACCGCAGCAUCCCCCACAUCAGCCGCGUGAAGCCGCUGCAGGAGAGCUGGGAGGCCAGCGAGGUGGAGCUGAUGUCUUCGGCGGGGAACCGGGCGGCCAGGGUGAAGUACGAGCAGAAGGUUCCACCGUUCUACUACAGACCCACGCACACCGACUGCAAAUUACUGAGGGAGCAGUGGAUCAGAGCCAGGUACGAGAGGAACGAGUUUGAGUUCAUCGAGAAGCAGGAGCCCUACUCUGCAGGUUACCGAGAGGGGUUUCUAUGGAAACGGGGGAGAGACAACGGCCAGUUCCUGAGCCGAAAGUUCAUCCUGUCGGAGCGGGAGGGGGCCCUGAAGUACUUCAACAAGCAGGAUGCCAGGGACCCCAAGGCGGUGAUGAAGAUCGAGACGCUGAACGCCACCUUCCAGCCGGCCAAGAUCGGGAACCCGUGCGGCCUGCAGAUCACCUACCUGAAGGACAACAGCACCCGCAACAUCUUCGUGUACCACAGCGACGCCAAGGAAACGGUCGACUGGUUCAACGCCAUCCGAGCGGCUCGGUUCCACUACCUGCAGGUCGCCUUCCCCGGGGCCAGCGACGAGGAGCUGGUGCCUAAACUGACCCGGAACUUCAUGAAGGAAGGAUUUAUGGAGAAGACCGGACCAAAGCACACGGAGGGCUUCAAGAAGAGGUGGUUCACCAUGGAUGACAGGAGGCUCAUGUACUUUAAGGACCCCCUGGACGCGUACGCGCGGGGGGAGGUCUUCAUCGGCAGUAAGGAGAACAGCUACACGGUCCUCCCCGGCCUCCCCCCCACCACCCAGGGCUACCACUGGCCCCACGGCAUCACCAUAGUAACGCCCGACAGGAAGUUCCUGUUCGCCUGCGAGACGGAGGCCGAGCAGCGCGAUUGGAUCGCCUCCUUCCAGCGGGUCAUCAACCGACCAAUGAGGCCGCAGGAAUACGCAGUGGAGGCCCAUUUCAAACACAAGCCUUGAAGACAGAGGGGCCCUUCACAAGGCCCCGGCUUCACCGGAGCGGCCCCUGGUCCGGAACCCCCAAACAGCAGCCUGUGCGUUGGACCAGGGGCCCCCCGGCUUCUGGAAGGAUCAACCAAACCAGGAUGAAGAGGAGUGGAUUAAAAAAGAACCACAGAUCAAUUAAUAUUAACGCUAAGAAGAUGCGGGAUCCUGCACAUGUUUUAGGAGCGGGGUCGGAGAGGUUAAAGGAUAUGAUGUCAUCACCACGUCCCCUUGUGCCCCCCCUCCCCCACACACCCCCCCCUCCCGGCCCGUCCUGUGCUACCCAUCCGUCAUCCAUCCUGAAUCCCAGCUCCAUGUUUUCAGACAUGCUCGGGGGCCGCCUGAUGUCAUCGUGUCUUGUGAACAUUUCAUCACUACUUGUAAUCUAGUGUAAGUAUGUAAUGUAGGGUACUACCGAUGUGUGUGUGUGCUGAUCCCAAAAAACAACACAUAAUUUAUUGAAUGUACAGUUUUUUCGAUGCAGUGGCUUUAGUGUGAGUUGAAAAGGGUGAGCGUUUUUCAUUGUCUGUCAUUACCAUGGGGAGGAAAGUAUUUGAUCCUUCGGGCCUCGAAAUGUCUGUCUCAUCUCAAUGGACAAGGUGCUUUUUCAUAACAUUAUGCAUUCAAAAGAAGAUAUAUACCAACCGGUCACUAUUUCAUACGACGUAGCUAGACUUUUCUGCUUUUUUACGUUAGAGCAGAGAAACUUUAGAGGGUCAAAAUAGGAUCUGAGAUGUUUUGAGUUGGAUCACUGUAGAAAGCCAACUGGGUCAACGUAGAGAGAAGAUGCAUUCCUAAGGAUUGUAAUGUGUAAGGAUUGUCCUUUAUUUUGUACAAUUGCUCCUUUUAAAAAUUGCUGGAUUCAUUCCCUUGAUUUAAGAGAAUUUCGUUUGUUUUGUUGCUUUUGUUUUUUAUUUGGUAAAGGUGAUACUUUUUUUAAUCAUAACUAAUUUAUUGUCAAUACAGAUGAAUCUACAAAUAA